Chenopodium quinoa (quinoa) is the source of this 1078-nucleotide messenger RNA. RefSeq lists its product as uncharacterized. NCBI's taxonomy places the organism in Eukaryota, Viridiplantae, Streptophyta, Magnoliopsida, Caryophyllales, Amaranthaceae. The record is from RefSeq and is a predicted model, not a curated record. Gene Ontology annotation, biological process: regulation of chromosome segregation. The transcript has 5 exons. Bases 283 to 885 code for a protein of 200 amino acids.
CUUUAGUAUAUAAAAAAUAAAGUAAAGAAGUAUAGAUACUCCGGUAUUAGAAAAACCUCCCAGUCUCCCACCAAUCCUGGACGGUUGAGUACUUGAGUGUUGUUCGGACUGUUCGGAGUGGACAGGGCGCCAACUUUUAUUUUGAAAUUACCAACCUUAUCAAUUCAUACUCUCUUGCUCCUUUCACAACUAUAAACCCAUUUUCUUUCUUUCUGAUAAUUCUCUUCUCAAUUGCUCAAUUCCCUUGUUGAAUUUCUUCUUCAACACCAAAACCCUAGAAAAAUGGUCGACAAUUCGCCACAAAUCGAUAUCAAUCAGCUAUUAUCUUACUGUGACGACCUCGUUGGUGUUCUCCGAGAUAAGAGAGACUUCAAUUUGUUAACCCAGUGCGUUCAACAAUCCAAAUCUAUUCAAUCGUCUUCUGAUUCUGAUUUCAACACUACCCAGAUCGCCAUUUCAGAUUAUCAGGACAAGAUCGAUGAUUGCAAGCACAAGAUAGAAGUGGCACGAUCUGAAGUGGUUUCCAAUGAAGAAUUAGAGCGCCUGCAGAAAGAGCUUGAUGAGGAACUCAAAAGAGAGAAGCUGCUUCGAGAGGAUCUUAGAGUAAUUGUUGACAAGAUUAAUGAGCUAGAUCAUCAACGACUUUUGUUAGAGGAGAAGAGUCAGAAGCUAAAGAAACUUGAAGAAGAACAUGAGAAAGAACAGAGGAAACUUUCAUUUUAUGCAUCUGUCACAAAGAUUAUUCCAGAUCUAGCGAGUCCAUCGAAAAUCUCUGGGCAUAUCGUAGAUCGUGAAAAAAAGACAGUGGAGAAGUUUGAAUUUGAUCCACUGCAGGAAGAUGCCUUUGACAUAUGCAACAAGACAUGGAAGAUGAUAAACCUAUGACUAUUCAUGUGACUGUGUGUUAUAUCACCUAUAUGUACGAUUGUACCAUUUUGCGUUUUCAAAAUUUGUUUUUCUUGUAGUGGGACAGUGGGACUAGCUUCUCUGUAUAUUGUUCUUGUAGUGGGACUGGCUUUACUAGUAUGGAUCUUAUGCUGUAUUUAAUAUAUGCCUUAAAAAGGAGAUUAUUGAUUAA